This is a messenger RNA of Suhomyces tanzawaensis NRRL Y-17324, 320 nucleotides long. RefSeq lists its product as uncharacterized. The transcript has a single exon. The coding region runs from base 18 to 197 and encodes 59 amino acids. Lineage: Eukaryota; Fungi; Ascomycota; Pichiomycetes; Serinales; Debaryomycetaceae. The record is from RefSeq and is a predicted model, not a curated record.
GGGUAUAUUAAAAGAUUAUGCCCCAAUUCAAUGCAAUUACCUUUAAAGGCUUCAACUUCUCGGAAAUAAUGAGCAUUUGGAUAUUUUUUGUAGCAUUGAUAAGAAUCAAUUCGACAGCCCAUGGAGAGAUUCCCCGAAAUUUGUCAUUUGCCUUCUUAGCGCAAAGUCACUUAAUUGGCGCCAAGCGCGCUGACUAACCCGUAGAAGUUAAAUGGACUUUCCAGUCUGUCCAGCCACAGCUCCUAAUGAAAAAACUUAUGUCAGCAUGAUCUGUAAACGUGCCGCCUGUUGCGCGCACCAAGUUGCAAAAAAUCAUAAAA